UUCCUAGUACUCCGCUGGACAGAACACAGAACAUAACGAGAUUAUAACCAUCCCCAACAUCGGGUGGCCGAUUGUAUUGGCACAUCCCCAGCAUGAACUCUGCUCAUGACCAUAGUCACCCACCGCUUCUGUCGGACUCUUCUGACUCUGACUCCGACCAUGGGCAGUCUAGCUCCGUGCUACUUCGCCACAUGGACCUCUCAGACUCCAUUUUCAAAUCUUAUUUCGAGUUCAUUGGCCAGUCAUCGGCAACUGCUGCUGACCUUUCAAAGAUCCAGUCUUUUCUCACAUCCUCCUCCUCCGGUGCUCUAUCAUGCUUGAUAUGCCUCGAACGCAUCAGACUCUCCGAUCCCACUUGGUCCUGCUCCUCCCUCUGCUACGCUGUCUUUCAUCUUGUCUGCAUACAGAGCUGGGCGCGCCAGGCAUCCGACCUCGCCGCCGCGCGCGCGGCAACGCGCCUACCUGUUACAGUUGACAAGGCUGCCGAGUCUGCCACAUGGAACUGCCCUAAAUGCAGGGCUGAAUACUCCAAAACUCAGAUCCCUAAAUCCUAUGUGUGUUUCUGUGGAAAAUUGGAGAAUCCUCCAAGUGAUGAUCCCUGGGUAUUGCCACAUUCAUGUGGCGACGUUUGUAAUAGGCCGUUGAAGAACAAUUGCGGGCAUUAUUGCUUGUUGCUGUGCCAUCCAGGGCCAUGCCCAUCAUGCCCAAAGCUUGUCAAGUCUCGGUGCUUUUGUGGGUCACUUCAAGACGUUCGCAGAUGCGGGUAUAAGGAAUUUUCCUGUAACAAUCCUUGUUCGAAGCUCUUGGACUGUGGUGUUCACAGGUGUUCUGAGAUCUGUCAUGUUGGCCCUUGCCCACCUUGCCGAGCCCGUGGAGUUUUUAAGUGCCAAUGCGGGCAGAAAAGGGAGGAGAGGGAGUGUUGUGAUCGCAUUUUUCAAUGCGAUACUCCAUGCGGGAAGGUUCUUAGCUGCGGGAAGCACAUUUGUCAGAAAGGAUGCCAUUCCAGUGGGUGUGGCGAGUGCCCUUUUCAGGGUAAGAGGACGUGUCCAUGCGGGAAGAGGACUUAUAGAGACAUUCCUUGUGAUGCUGUGGUACAAUUGUGUGGAGCGACUUGCGAUAAAAUGCUCAGUUGCGGAUAUCACAAGUGCCCUGAGAGAUGCCACCGUGGGCAAUGCAUUGAGACCUGCAGAACUGUUGUAAGGAAAUCCUGCCGUUGUGGGAGCCUGAAGAAAGAGGUCCCUUGCUAUCAAGAGUUGUCAUGUGAAAGGAAGUGUCAGAGGAUACGUGACUGUGGGCGGCAUCCAUGUAAACGUCGCUGCUGUGAUGGUGACUGCCCUCCAUGUUCAGAGAUAUGUGGCAAGAGGCUUCGAUGUAAAAACCAUAAAUGUCCUUCUCCAUGCCACCGGGGUCCCUGUGCUCCAUGUCCAAUAAUGGUGACAAUCUCAUGUGCAUGUGGUGAGACACAUUUUGAGGUUCCUUGCGGUACUGAAAUGAAUCAAAAGCCACCUAAAUGCCCAAAACGUUGUCCUAUUACUCCUUUAUGCAGGCAUGCGCCAAAUUCCAAGCCUCACAAAUGUCAUUAUGGAGCCUGUCCUACUUGUCGGCUUCCGUGUGAAGAAGAGUACCCUUGUGGCCACAAAUGCAAAUUAAGGUGUCAUGGUCCACAACCUCCUCCUAAUCCAGAGUUUACACUGAAGCCAAAGAAAAAAAAGACAAUACGGCAGACUGGAGGUAUUCCUGGCACAGCUUGCCCUCCUUGUCCUGAACUUGUAUGGAGAUCAUGUGUUGGGCAACACAUUGGAGCAGAGAGAAUGAUGGUCUGCUCUGAUAGAUCACAAUUUUGCUGUGAAAAUUUGUGUGGAAACCCUUUGCCAUGCGGUAAUCAUUUUUGUACUAAAACCUGCCAUGCCUUAGAGACACUGUCCUCCUCGGAACAGCUACAGAGAAGUGAGCCUUGUGAAGAUUGUACUCUUCCAUGUGAAAAGGUAAGAGAGCCGAAGUGUCCUCAUCACUGCCCUCAGCCUUGCCAUCCUGGAGAGUGCCCUCCAUGCAAAGUGCUCAUUAAACGGUCUUGUCAUUGUGGCUCAAUGGUCCAUGUUUUUGAGUGCAUCUACUACAACAGCUUGUCUGCCAAGGAUCAAGAGUCUGUUCGAUCAUGCCGUGGGCCUUGUCACAGAAAGUUGCCAUAUUGUACACAUCUGUGUCCUGAGACAUGUCAUCCUGGUCAAUGCCCAUAUCCUGAUAAAUGUUCUAAAAAGGUCACUGUUCGUUGCAAAUGCCAAACUCUGAGGAAAGAGUGGUUAUGUCAAGAUGUUCAAGCAGCCUAUUAUCGUGAUGGUUGCCUUCCCAGAGAUGUACCAAAAAAUCACUUUGGAAUUGGACUUAUUCCUUGCAAUUCUGAUUGCAAGAGUAAAGCGCAAGUUGUUGAGUCAGAACUGCAAUUACGUAAAUCCCAAGUUAUGGAGGAAAAAGCACCCGAGACUGGAAAGUCAGUACCAAAACGACGGAAAAGGCGGGAACGCAUACAGCAGUCCAGCCAAUCAACAAAACUGCAGAAAAUUGCAUCUUCUACGAAACGGCUUCUUCUUUUUGUCUUACUGUUCAUGGCCCUUCUUGCGGCCAUAUAUUAUGGCUACAAGGGUCUUUUAUGGCUCAAUGACUGGAUGAAUGAAGUUGAUGAGCGAAGACGAAGAAGAUAUUCUCGAAUCUCAUAAAGUACAGUGGUUAAUUUUAUCCGCCCAUGAGGAUGAAGUGACCCAACAUGCUCGAAAGUACGCGUUAGAUUCUGAGGACAUAAUGAUGCAAGUUGGUUUUAUUAUAGGAGCUUUUCUUUUUAUUAAAAAAAAAAAAAGAGUCUUGAAGAAAGUUUAUCUGUCUGUUAUACCGAGUUGAUAGUCUUCAAUAAAUAUUGGAAGUUUUGAAGUGUCCUACUGUGAUUAUCAUGAACUUAAAGAUGGAAUGCCUUUCUAGUUUUGAUGUUAA
Molecule: messenger RNA, 2982 nt
Organism: Neltuma alba
Lineage: Eukaryota; Viridiplantae; Streptophyta; Magnoliopsida; Fabales; Fabaceae
Product: NF-X1-type zinc finger protein NFXL2-like
Exons: 13
Coding region: 93-2714 (873 amino acids)
Biological process (GO): regulation of DNA-templated transcription
Cellular component (GO): nucleus
Molecular function (GO): RNA polymerase II transcription regulatory region sequence-specific DNA binding; zinc ion binding; DNA-binding transcription factor activity, RNA polymerase II-specific
Source: RefSeq, a predicted model, not a curated record